AUGGAGGGCGAUGACCUUAGCGACUGGGAGCAGGUCGACAGAGCGGGCCUGAUUGCUGACCCUACACUCUUCCGCAACGCUCAAACAAGCGAAGCCAAUCUGCGAUGGGCCAGAGGGACAGUAAUUCGUGCGCGAGACCUCAUUCUGAGGAUGAACCGAAGGCCUGAUCGUUUUGCUGAUCAAAUCCUAAGCGUUGAUACACGAGUGACCUUCAGUGAUGACACUAGCUUUCCCAGCGAGGAAGCCUCCACGCCAAUUCAGUCGAAACAAGAUGAAGAGCCCUUGGUAGACAUUUGCAGGUUCUUUGAGGAUCGUUGGGACUACCCGGACUGUGAGAUUCCGAUACGGAUAGAAGAGAACAAAUCUGGCCCAGCUGCCUUCAUACGCCGCCCUGUUCCGGCCGAAACAUAUCUUGAGAAAUGUGCUCCUGUCACUUUACUGGAACUCCUAAGAGACAACUGCUUGUCUUCGAUGAGUAAGAUAUCUCUGGCAUUUACACUCUCAAAAUCGGUCUGGCAAUACUACGACUCGGAAUUGAUGAAGAUGAGAUGGGACUUGGAAGCGAUCAAAAUCCUAAGGCAGAUCAAAGGCACCGACUUGGGAAUAGAUCACGAAUGUCGUAUGCCUUUUCUAGAAAUCAACCCUUCGAGAGAUGGUGUAAUAUACUGUGAACAAGAGACUCAGGUGAAAAGAGAGGGUAACAAAUUGGGCGAGCUGCACCCAUACCCAUACAUCUUGACCCUUGGUAUGCUGCUUGUUCAGGUAUGCUUGCGGAUCACGCCUACGAGUAUCAUGGUUCCACCAAAAAGUACUGGAAAUAACAGAAUUUACAUGCAUUACUUGAAAGAGAUGGAUAUGGAAGGUACAUCCUGGCCAGUGUUGGAUCUUCGUGACGAGUACAGAAAGACCUAUCGGGAAAUAGUCGCACAUUGUCUGCCACCUAGACGUAACGGCUGGACAAGUCCGCUGUUCUCAUCUGAGCUCGAUGCUGUAGAACGGCGCAAUCUGCUCAUGAAGCACGUCGUUGGCCCUUUGCAUGAACUUCUCAAUUAUGCGAGUGGGAUCACUUCGAAUGAGGCCAACAAUGCCAUCAACAGUCAUCUGAACCAUGGACCAGCUGCUGGUGUGAUGGCAAAGCCUCAGAGCUUUCAAAGUGGUAGUGACAGGGCGAGAGAAUGGAUUGAGUGCCUACAGAGGUCAGAUCUCAUCAGACAUAUCAAUCGAUCUCUCUUGUCCUCAGUACGACGAUUCAGAAGGCCUAAGAUUGCAAUUAUUGAUACAGGCUAUGAUCAAGAGUCAAGAUGCAUGAAUCAUCAACUAAGGAAACGCCUGGGCCCCAGCUACGCCCCUGGUCAUCGAAAUUAUCACUGGAAAGAUUUCUGGGCGGCAGAGGAGUCUCCUUGCGAUGAUGAUGGGCAUGGAACAUCCAUGCUAUCAGUGAUAUCGGCGAUUGCUCCUUUCGCUGACAUUGUUGUGGCUCGAAUAGCCAGAACAAGCCGGGACCUGAAAGAACUCCCGUCGAAGACCAGCGAAAACCUCGCAGAGGCUAUACGAUGGGCUGUCGAUGCACAAGGAGUAGACAUAAUUUCGAUGUCAUUAGGUUGGGAGGAGGAGCCACGUUCAAACAGUGGACGCCGUGUCAUCAGUAACGCUAUAGCUGAGGUACUCCAGAAACAAGAUCAAAAGGUACUAUUCUUUGCGGCGACCUCGAACGAUGGGACCUCCCAAGAAGAUAGGAAGUUCUACAUACGAGCCCCCAGCCUUGACUACCCCCGCGAGGGGCCCAUAAAGAUUGGAAAUGUCAUCACCGACAUGUUCCUUCCGCAAGAUCCCAUCGCAAGAUUCAGUCCGAUGCCCGCUAUUAUUGAUGGCGCGAGACUGAGCGAAGGCAGCCGGGAGCGUAGUAAUAACGGCUCUACCGGCUUGGACAUAUCAACCAAGCUUUACGCAGCAUUCGGAAGCCAGGCGAGAGCCAAGUACAACGAAGAUGUCAAAAUAGUGUACGACUUCGACGAAGUCGAUACGCUGAUGUUGGAAAGAAAUCCACGGAGCACGGAAAUGAAUGCACUGCGCAGCGCGGAUCCUGAAGUACAGGCUGCACUGAAGAGAGGGCCUGUGUACGUCGUUACCGGCCUGAAGCUAGCAAGGGGCCUGAGGUAUUCGACCAAACGAUCAACUGAACAAGAAUCUGGCCUAGGAGCACAAGCCAAAGUGACCGGGGAGCUUUCCAUUACGGCCAAUUUGGACAGGAAUAGCGGCACAGGUAACACUGAGUCGUACACUGUGCUCGGCGACGUAAUUUUGGCCUAUCGACUGCAUAUCGUCAAAAAAGAAGGCUGGAAGUGGAGAGGUGAAGCUGCCUUGGAGACCAAGACGUAUUGGCCUGGUAAUGCAGGAUUUCUAAGCAGAGAAGAAAUCAAAGAGGAAGCCGAGGUAGAGGCCAAUGCUUUGUCAGUGCAAGAUCUGAAGUUCUUUGCUGAAGAAGAAGAAUAUGGUCAUAUUGAGAGUAUCGAUGUUGAAGACCUCGAUGAAGCAUGGUUGAUGAAACAAGAUCUAUCCAGCGUUCUACUCAGCAAGCCGGUCGCGAUGUCGAAGCCAAAAGACCUGCGCACACUCGCUGAUCUCACCAAAACUACGCAAGCGCUCCUCACGCACUUCCAGUCCUCUCUCGCGCCCAGCAAAGAUAACGCUUCAAAGUCCGAUGCCUCAGCGACUGAGAUAGCAAAUCCCCUCGAUGUCAUCAAAGCGUCGACAACACUCCUAAAAUCGCAUACGACCACGCUGUCGCUCCUCCUCAUAAACCCACCUCUCACCCCCUCGGCCAUCAUAGCGAAGAUUGGUGAUGUGAGCUCAGGCCCGCUGAAUAGCUUGGUGGCUGCCGCCUCAUACGUACCACAAGAAGGUCAGAAGGGUGACAUUGGGAACAUAAUGCGCACGGAAGUCAAGUCGCAGGUGAGGAGGUUACUGGGGACAUGGGGGGAGGUUCUUGUCAUAAUUUUGAAGAUGGCAGAGAAGAGGCAAGAUAUGCAGGGCAAAGAUAAAGGGCCGACUGAGAGCGAGAAGCAAGAAGUCUUAUCUUCCACUGGUGUGUUAUGGGAUGCAUGCGACGCGCUGAUAAAGUUGUGCGCAGACGGUGUUGUCGGACUGGUGGUCAAGAAGGCACAGGAAUUACGAGCAGUUCUGCUGGAUGCGAUCGAAGAGCUGAAAGAAUGGGGGGAGGACGUUGAAGAUGACGACGAUGGAGCAGAAGGCAGCGACGAUGAAGACGAGAUCUUCGGCGCUUCGAACAAAAUUGGCAAGGAUGACAAGGAGUUAAAGCAACUUCUCGACACCAGUGUCAAGAAGCUGAAGAUGGUAGGUAUGCUAUACCAAGCACUGGUCAAGAGGAGGUUAAAGACAUAUCCUGCGUCAUCCAUACUCGAACCAACUGCAGCCCUGGGCGGCACCACCUCGACACCCUGUAAAAGGCUCGAUAAACUUAUGAACACCCUCAAGACGAUACCCGAGACGGUCGACGACAUUGCAGGUGCAUUCUAUGAUCUGGACGAAGAUGAGGCGAAACAAACACUUGAUAAAUGUUGUGGUGAGGCUAAGAGCGCGAUUGAGCUAGUCAAACAGAGUUGGAAUGGUGAAGAUGAUGAGUUCACAAUAUGGUCUGGCAAGUGGAUUAGUGCAUUGGAAGCUGCCUGA
This is a messenger RNA of Alternaria burnsii, 3690 nucleotides long. RefSeq lists its product as uncharacterized. Gene Ontology annotation, molecular function: serine-type endopeptidase activity. The transcript is spliced from 6 exons. Gene Ontology annotation, cellular component: nucleus. Lineage: Eukaryota; Fungi; Ascomycota; Dothideomycetes; Pleosporales; Pleosporaceae. Bases 1 to 3690 code for a protein of 1229 amino acids. Gene Ontology annotation, biological process: proteolysis; regulation of cell cycle. The record is from RefSeq and is a predicted model, not a curated record.